AUGUCAUCACUAUUGUUAGAUGAAGAAACUUCACAUAAAUUAUCUAGUAAAUUAAAAUGGGACAAUCUAUCGAAUUCAAAUGAUUUAGAAAUAGAUUCUGGAUCCAUAUCAGCAUCAACGUCAUCAUCGCAUGAAAAACCAAAUAAGGAUAUUCCUCAAGGUACUACCGUAUCAGAGAAGGAAUCUGAGACCAACAACCAGAAAAGUAAAAAACCUAAAGAUAAAAAAAUAAAACAAAAUCAACAACAUCAGCCAGAGGUAGAUGAACAUCCACCAGUGUUUACCAAACCAUUAUAUCAGAUCCCAGAUAAGCCAUAUAAUGAAUUAUCACCUGCUGAUAAGAUCUUAUAUAAAUUUAAUGAAAUUACCGUUAAUAAAGAGAAAUAUUGGUUAGCUCAUACUGGAUUAACUGAUUAUCAAUUAAAAAUUAGAAUUAAAGAUUUUUUACCUGAUAAUUGGAAAGAUAAACCAACGAUAUUUUAUGAUCCAAGAUUUACAUUGGCAAUUUAUAUUUCAGAAAUUAAACAUCAAUUAUUAGAAAAUGAAUCAAAUAAUGAAGAUUCCGUGGUUGUGCCCUUUGCUUGGUCAGAUUGGGUUGAUUUAACCAUGUUAAAUGAAGAAUUAUUAAAACCGGAAGGACAAAGAAAGAAUUGUGAAUAUAUGAAAGCAACUCAUCAUAUCCCACCAAGAGAUCCAAAUUAUUGUAUUAAUAAUGCAGAAAUUACAAGAUAUGAUUUGGAAGAAAUGGGAUUACCUUCAACUGAUUUUGUACCUGGAUUUGCCGUUAAGAAAUCUCCAGCAAAUAAAGCAAGUAAUGAAGUUAGAAUGUGGGAAGGUAAAUCGCAUUUAUUAACUUAUGCCGCCAAUCCAUUAGGUAUUGUAUUAUUAUCCAAAGAUGGGGUUUAUGAAGCUAAGAUUGAUGGAAAACAACGUAUUGUCGAUGGAGAAUUAUUUACCAAUUAUUUGAAAUAUAAUAAUUUAGAACCAACUCAUGAUGAUGACGCUAAAGUCAUUGUUAAUCCAGUUAAAGAAUUCAAUUCCUUAUUGGCCCAAGUUAAAGCAUUACCGUUAGAUCCUCAUGAAGAUGUUUAUGGAAUGGCAGCUAAGAUAAAGCAAACUGAUGAAUCUGCCAGUCGUGAACUUUAUCUUCCUGAAACGGCAUUCAAUUAUCAACAAGAUAGAAUCGAUCUCCAAAUUGCCGAAUAUGAACAUAGAAUGAAUAAAUUACAAGCAUUGACUACUAAUGAACUUAUAUUUGAUCAAAAACAAAUCAAUGAAUUAAGAUUCACCAGAAGUGAAAAGAUGUAUUUUGAAGGAUUAAAAUAUUCUAAUAAAUUCCAACUUAAUAAUGAACCUACAUAUUUCAGAAUGGCUCGAUUAGUAUUUGGAAAUGAAGAAAAUGAAAAAGAUGCCGGAUGGCAUUAUGAAUGGAGAUUUUUCAAUGGGGCAUUAAGAUAUUUAAAACCAGGAUGGAAUCGAGAAGAAUUACAAAUUAGAGAAAAAGUAUUAUUAGAUCGUAUUUUACGUAAUUGGUUUAGAUUUGCUAAUGAAAAGGGGAUAAUUUCUUGGAUUGCUCAUGGUCCAUUAUUGAGUUGGUAUUGGGAUGGAUUAUUAUUCCCAUUUGAUGAAGAUAUUGAUAUUCAAAUGCCUGCUGAAGAAUUAGCGAGAUUUUCAAGAUUGUAUAACCAAACACUCGUUAUUGAAGAUAUAACUGAAGGGUUUGGGAAAUUUUUCAUUGAUUGUUCUACAUUUGUUCAUCAUAGAGGGAAAUCAUACAAGGAAAAUCAUAUUGAUGCUAGAUUUAUUGAUAUUGAUACUGGUUCAUAUAUUGAUAUCACCGGUUUGGGUAUUUCAAAUGAAGCAGUGCCUGAAAAAUAUAAGGAACUAGUUGCCAAGAAUGAAGCCCAAGGGAAGCCAAGACCAGUUUAUAAUUGUCGUAAUUUACAUUUCUCAUCAUAUGAUGAAUUAUCCCCCUUAAGAUUCACCAUGAUGGGAGGGGUUCCAUUAUAUGUUCCAAACCGAAUUGAAGAAAUCCUAAAGGAUGAAUAUUCAAAAGGAAUGACAAGUUAUCAUUAUGAUGGAUUCUUUUUUAUUGAUGCAAUUAAUUUAUGGAUUCAUUAUACAAAAUUAGAAUUCCUUUUCCAAGGACAAGAAUAUAAAUUAACCGAUGGAAGUGGAAAAGUUGAUGUUGAUAAAUUUACCAAUUUAGUGCAAUCAAUGACAAUGGAUCAAGUUGUCCAAUUAUUAGAUAAAGAAGAGGAUAUUUUAUUAGAAUAUUAUUUGACUAAAGAUGUUACUGAUAUACAUAAACAAGAGCUUACAUAUUUAUUUAAUUUACCAAAUGGGGUCAAGACAAAGAUUGGUCAUGUUGAAGGACAAAAAUCGGAUGGGGAUAUUUCGGGUAAUCUAGAAUAUCAUAAGUUUACAAGUAAGAUUAAAUUCCAGACACCAUUUAGAAGAUCUGUUUUUAAUUAUGAAUGGAUUGAUAGACCGAGAUAUCAUAAAGAUGAUAAUUAA
Hemisphaericaspora subhashii is the source of this 2517-nucleotide messenger RNA. RefSeq lists its product as uncharacterized. Lineage: Eukaryota; Fungi; Ascomycota; Pichiomycetes; Serinales; Debaryomycetaceae. The transcript has a single exon. The record is from RefSeq and is a predicted model, not a curated record. The coding region runs from base 1 to 2517 and encodes 838 amino acids.